GCCACCCCACCCGACGCGAUGCGGGUUGGAGUUGGGCAUAUGAUUCGCCGCCGUCCCAAUCCCCUCCUCCCCAUCGUCUAAACCCUCGCGCUCGCAAGCCCAAAACCCCACCGAUGGCCGCCGUCGCGCAAAUGCCGGUCGAGCCUGCGCCGGUUGUCGCGGACGCGGUCGACGAGCAGCUGCCGGUUGCCGCGGAAGCCGUCGUCGACGAGCCGCUGGCGGAUGCCGGGGACGCCGUCGGCACGCCGCCGCCAGCGGCCGCGGACGGCGCGGAGGCCGCCGCCGCCGCGAUGCCGGUCGUUCAUCCUCCGCCGGCGCCGGCGGAGCAGAAGAUUCAGUAUGUGAAGGAUGGUGGAGAAGAUGCUUUGCCAACUGAAAUCCUGAAGGUUAUUGAAAGCAUUGAGGUUCCGCUCCCUUCUCUUGCUGGUGACCAGAACCCAUGUGACAUGGUCACUGAUGUGAAGGAAAAUGAAACUAAAAAUUGUUCGUUGGCAUUACCUUCAAUUGAUAGUGAAUCCUAUCCUACAAAGCAACUAGAGGAGACAGUUCAGCCUUUGGGGUAUUUACAGCAGGAAGCCAUGGUUGCUUCUGACAACAAUAGCAAUGAAAGUGAGAAACAAGUACCAACACAACUAUGUCCUUCAAGCCAACAACAAAUACCUAUGUUGGGCUGUGCUGGAAAUGAAGAAAAUCAAGAUGUUUCACCUAUGAGGUCCAGUAUGGUUUUAAUAGACAACCGCCCACCGUCAUAUACUGACAUUUCGGACAUUGACGAUCUUUCUAGCGAUUCCCCUACAAGGAACUCUAAUGAUGAUGAUAGUGAUCACAAUGAUGAUUUUUACCAUUAUGAUCCAAUGUGUCGUUACUGGUACCAUGACCGUUAUCGACUUAUACAUAGAAGACAGAGAAGAAACUUGGGAUAUUCGUGUUUUUGUAAUGCUAGAAGAAACCGUUGGCUUGGUGACUACCCAUGUAUCCCUGAUUUAAUAAAUCCAUGCAAUCCUAUGGCUUCUCGUGAUACUGAGCCUUGGAGACGUUGGUCCCCUCCUGAACCAGACCAUGGAAAGAAAAGAUACAAUGUGGAUUCUGUUCAUACUGGACUUAUGAGUCGUUGGUCCUCUACAGAACCAUAUUGCGAGAAAAAAAGAUACAGUGUGGGUGCUGGGCUAUCCAACCCUAAUUGGUGGACAUGUUUUCUUAAUUGCAUCCUCCAAUGUAUGGUUCAUACCGUUCCCCUUGUAUUGAAGCUCCGGAAAGCUGAUCACCCAGAUCCAUGUCCUCGUGCUUCUGUUGGAUUCUGCUGUUUUUGCACUCUGAAACUGCAUGCUGAUGAAUCUAUCAGGCUUUCUGGAAGUGCAUUCUACCCUGAGAGUUUUGUAAAUCACUUGAAAUCAAUUUCGUCAAAUUUUGAGAGUGGAGUACAGCAAGAUGCGCAGGAGUUCUUCUGCGACUUACUUGAAAAAUUGGAUAAGGCGUCCGUCACUCCCAGGUCCUCAUUAGACGAACCCUCUUCAACUGAAGAAGGGGGCAUUGCAAAAGAAAUAUUUGGAGGCCGCCUAAAAAGCCAGCUGCGUUGCCCAGAGUGCAACCGUUGCUCAGAUAAAUCCGAACCUUUUCUGGAUCUUAGCUUGGAAGUUAACAUGGUGGAGAGUCUGAUGGAUGCAUUGCGAUCUUUUACAAAAGUUGAGUUGAUUGAAGACUUCAUGUGUGAUGGAUGCAAAUCUCGUGUGAACAUGGAAAAACAGUUCAAGGUAGAGCAGGCGCCUGAAGUUCUUGUAAUCCAUCUAAAGAGGUUCACUAAUUCCGGGGGUAAGAUUUUGGACAAGGUCAAGUACCCGUUAGAGCUGGAUAUAAACUCCUUCAUGAGCUCCUCGGAUGAUACACCACAAAAGUAUGAUCUAUAUGGAGUUGUAGUACACCAUGGUAUAUAUGGCAGGGGUCACUAUGUUUGUUAUAUCCGGUCAUCCGUAGACGAUUGGUAUGAAUUCAAUGAUGAUAAGAUAUGCAGAUAUUCUGAGGAUAGCGUUUUGGACAGUGCAGCAUAUCUUCUUUUCUAUGUGAAGCAAGGUUCAUCCCCCUGGUUCUCCACCUUGCUUGAGAAAGAAGACGAUUUUCCAAAGGAUGAUUCAGUAAGUUUGGCAGAACAAGGUACCAGUGAAAUUGCUCCCGUCAAAAACAAAUUUGAGGAGUCGACAUGUUCUCGUGGGCAAGAUAAUUCAGGUUACUGCUUGGUUGGACCAGCAGAGGAGAAUGGAAACAGGCCUGGUUUGCCGGACUUCUCCCAGGACAUACAAUGUAAUGGAAAUGGUGAUGCCUUGUCAGAUGCAUCAGAUAAGAUGGCAGAAGGUUGUUGCUUGGGUGGAAUGUCAGGAGGAACACCAGAACUUACCUGCCUUACUGAAUCAGACGAUAAGAAUGGCCAUGCUGGUGGGUUUGUGGAGCCUUGGGAGAAGGAAGAUGUCAGCCCAAUCGGAUCACUGGACACGGAUGAAAUGAACCCAAGCACACAUGGAUCUUCAGAAGUUGAUCCUGCAGUCACACAGGGAGGUUCACCACCAAAGAGUGAGAACAUCUGCAGCUUACUCCAACUGUCACAUAAAUGUGACGAUAACUGCCAUUGCAUGAAUUUCUCACAGGAAGAUGAAACCGGGGGUUGUUCUGGAACACCAUCUAUGGGGAUGUGCACAUCAGAGAAUGAAACAUUAGACUUCAAGUCCAACCAUGAAUUUGGGGACAGCCAGGCUGCUGGGAAGAAGGCAGCGGAGCGUGUGUGAGUGAAGGCAGCGGAGCGUGUGUGAGUGAGAAGCGGAAGAGGAGGCCCUCCGCGGAUACAGAUGGUGGUGGUGGCCGGGAAUCGAAGAAGCCCCUCACCAUAGGAAACUGCAGUUAACGGGGCUCGGGCGCCGUAGCCGUAGGUAGAGUACUCUAAUAGACAUACAAAACCUACAAAACCGAAAUUGUGUUUUGGCACUUGCUUACGGGGACAGUGUCGCGCCUACAGUGUGGCAAGCACGUUAUUUAGCAUCUUUGGAAUUGGAAUCACUACUUAGAUCGCCCCAUCGGCUUCGACGCGUACAUUGUGACUACUAGCGGAGAUGUAAUUUUGCGUCGCGUCUUUCCUUUCCUUUUAUGACGCAUCAUCGCUUUUUAACGGA
Molecule: messenger RNA, 3155 nt
Organism: Panicum virgatum (switchgrass)
Lineage: Eukaryota; Viridiplantae; Streptophyta; Magnoliopsida; Poales; Poaceae
Product: ubiquitin carboxyl-terminal hydrolase 20-like
Exons: 18
Coding region: 114-2774 (886 amino acids)
Biological process (GO): protein deubiquitination
Cellular component (GO): nucleus; cytosol
Molecular function (GO): cysteine-type deubiquitinase activity; cysteine-type endopeptidase activity
Source: RefSeq, a predicted model, not a curated record